AUGCUGCGAGCCGUUCUUUCCCUCCUGGUAGCCCUCGUGGCCACCCUGCGAUCUACUAAGCUCGAAAAAUCUCUCUUCAGUUACGUCAGCGAAUUAUCCUUUUCCGGAUCGUUUGACAAUCUCUUCGAGACGUGUCUUAGGGUUCCGAAUAGCAUAUGCCUAGGGGGGACGUCCACAGUCGUCACGUCCAACAGUGUUCCCAAGGGGCUCAUCGCCAAGUGGACCUUUGACGACAUGUACGCCGUUGACUACAGCGGGAAUAAUAACCACAUGCACAAGUUGGUGCGCGCGGCCCCUGGUUUUAAUGGACGAGGAUACAGCGGGGCCUUCGUGGGAGAUAACUCCGGUUUGGUGCACGCCGGCGCCACGUUGAAAACGACGCAGUUCACCAUAGUAUUCUGGAUAUACCUGCUGGAGAGGCCAACGAAUAACUUCCGCAAUGUCCUUUCGCAGAUACACAAGGGGGAAGAAACCAUCGCCGUGCUCCUCUACCCUCACGUGAACAAACUAUCCGUGAGAAUACUUACGGAGCAGAAGUCGAACGAAGGGAUGUCCUCCAUGGGACAGAUACCACUCAGGAGGUGGACAAACAUAGCCAUCAGAAUGGACGACAUGAAGGUGGAACUCUACAUCAACGGGGUAUUGGACAACUCGGUGCUGAUCAGACGAGAAGUUGCAGAUAAGGAAGAAGCUUACGUUAAGGCUGACGUGGACGCUAAGGCUGAUGCUGGAGAUGAAGAAAGGGGAGGGGACAUAACCAUUGGAAAAAAUAUGCACUACUCUAGCUUUAAUGGCUACCUGGACGAAGUGUAUUUCUUUAAAAGGAGCCUGAACAAGUCAGAAAUAAUUUCUUUCUCUCUUCCCAGCGUGACGGGAAUACACGACACAGAGUUUGUCUAUGUUGGAAACUACGAGUGCGACUAUGCCACAUCGAUGCGUGCUGACCUGUGCAAAGAGAACUACCACCUGUGUUCUUCCUUCCAGUUGUACAGUGGAGGGAUUCAUUACGCUAGGGUUAAUGGGAUUUUGACUGCCACAUCGAACUUGUGGUCGUCGGACGUAUCCGAAAAUGCCGUUGAGUCGGGGGAGAAGAGAAUUGCACUCUGCUGCAGGGGGGGCGCGGCCGACUCUCCAGCCGGCUUGGUAACAGGAAGCAGUGCCUAG
Plasmodium inui San Antonio 1 is the source of this 1164-nucleotide messenger RNA. RefSeq lists its product as hypothetical. The record is from RefSeq and is a predicted model, not a curated record. The transcript is spliced from 4 exons. Lineage: Eukaryota; Apicomplexa; Aconoidasida; Haemosporida; Plasmodiidae. The coding region runs from base 1 to 1164 and encodes 387 amino acids.